AUGCGGGGUCCUUGCUUCCUGACCUUCCUCCUCCUCCUGGCGCUGGGCACCUGCUUUCCUCGGCUGAGUGAAAGGAAGCCUCCAGGCGCUGCCGGAGCCGAGCUGGCCUGGGCCUCCCUGGCCGAGGCCCACGGGCCUGGCCUGGUGUGGGCAGACUCCCAGCGGCCAUUGCCACGCCAGCCACGGGCCUUGCUCCGGGUGGCCAAGGAUACACAGGCAUCUGGCAGAGAGCACGCUGGCUUACGCCUGAGGAGGCAGUCUGAAGCAGAGGCCGGCGGCUUCCCGCCCGAGGCCGGUGAGAAGACCAGCACCCUCUUAGGGAACCUGGCGCAGGAGCUCAACAAACUCAGCAGGAAGAAAGGCGGCUUCAACUUCCGCUUCGGCCGGCGGUGA
This is a messenger RNA of Dipodomys ordii (Ord's kangaroo rat), 393 nucleotides long. RefSeq names its product pyroglutamylated RFamide peptide (gene Qrfp). Gene Ontology annotation, molecular function: orexigenic neuropeptide QRFP receptor binding. Bases 1 to 393 code for a protein of 130 amino acids. The transcript has a single exon. NCBI's taxonomy places the organism in Eukaryota, Metazoa, Chordata, Mammalia, Rodentia, Heteromyidae. The record is from RefSeq and is a predicted model, not a curated record.